CCCCCCCCCAAGAAGAAUCCGCCCCCAUCCAUACCACCAAAAAAACCCAAAAAGAGCUAGGUCUCACAAGCUGUUCACUUAGACAGCGAUCCUCGGCUCACUAUCCAGGCAGCAGGAGAUGGAGCACGACGUCGACUACCAUCACCACCACCACCAGCAGCAGCAGGAGGAGGAGGAGGAGGCCAUGGAGCUGCCGCCGGGGUUCCGCUUCCACCCCACCGACGAGGAGCUCAUCACGCACUACCUCGCCAGGAAGGCCGCCGACCCGCGCUUCGCCCCGCGCGCCGUCGGCGAGGCCGACCUCAACAAGUGCGAGCCGUGGGACCUGCCAUCUCGGGCGACGAUGGGCGACAAGGAGUGGUACUUCUUCUGCGUCAAGGACCGCAAGUACCCGACGGGGCUGAAGGCGAACCGGGCCACGGAGUCGGGCUACUGGAAGGCGACGGGGAAGGACAGGGAGAUCUUCAGGGGCAAGGCACUCGUCGGCAUGAAGAAGACGCUCGUCUUCUACACGGGGAGGGCCCCGAGGGGAGGCAAGACCGGCUGGGUCAUGCACGAGUACCGCCUCCAAGGCAAGCACGCCGCCGCCGCCACCAGUAGCAGCCUCGUCGUCCCGUCGUCGGUCAGAGCUGGCGCGUCGUCAAAGCAGGACGAGUGGGUGCUGUGCAGGGUGUUCAAGAAGAGCAUCGAGCCGCCAUCCGUGCCCGGCAGCAAGAGGUCAUCGUCGGUUGCGUGCAUGGGGACGGAGGGCACGGGAGUGGGAGUGGGGCCGUCGUCCAUGUCCACAGAGGACGACUUCGCCGCGUGCGCCGCGUUGCCUCCGCUGAUGGACGUGUCCGGCGGCGGCGCCAACAUGUCGCUUUCAGCAGCGGCGGCGGCGGCGGCGGCGUCCAUCGAGCUGACGCCACCUGCAGCACCGGCACCACACGUGACCUGCUUCUCCAACGCGCCGCUGGAGGGCCAGUUCCUGAACCCACCAUUCCUCCUCCCUUCCGCCGCCGCAGCCGCGGACCACAUCGCCCUGGCGGCCUCCGCCUCGCCGUUCCUGGCGAGCAUGAUGAUGCAGCAGCAGGCGCAGUACGCCGGCGACGCGGGCGUGGUGCACGGCGACGGGCUCCUGCAGGGGGCCGGCGGGUGGUACGGCAAGCUGGCCGGCGAGAGGGAGCGGCUGAGCGGCGGCGGCGUCCCCGCCGAGAUCUCGUCGACGCGGCACUGCAUGGAUCACGAGGCCUCCUUCUGGGGCUUCUGAGCUCUCGACCUUUUCCGCGAUCGUUAAAAACUGGAUUAGAUUAGCCACCGGAUUGGAAACGGGGAUUCUAGUGUGCUUUUUUUUAAUGGGAGCAAAAAUUGUUGUGAAGAAAGUUUGUUUUGCGUAGUACUAAAUUAAUUGAUUUGGGUUUAGAGUUAUAUAUAGCGUGCCUGUGUGAUACUUGUGUGAAGAUCUAUGAGGAACGCAGAAAUCCUUAGGCAAUCUCAAAUCAUACAUACUAAAAACUAUAGUGUGUGUCUGUAAAAGCUAGAAAUGGCUACGUGGAGCGAGGAUAUUCUGCAAUGGUUCUGCAUUAUAUUAUAUAUACUACAAUUAUAAUUUGUGUCAUGACUUA
This is a messenger RNA of Zea mays, 1604 nucleotides long. RefSeq names its product NAC domain-containing protein 92. Bases 119 to 1249 code for a protein of 376 amino acids. Lineage: Eukaryota; Viridiplantae; Streptophyta; Magnoliopsida; Poales; Poaceae. Gene Ontology annotation, biological process: regulation of DNA-templated transcription. The transcript is spliced from 4 exons. Gene Ontology annotation, molecular function: DNA binding. The record is from RefSeq and is a predicted model, not a curated record.